Eimeria maxima is the source of this 3738-nucleotide messenger RNA. RefSeq lists its product as hypothetical. Lineage: Eukaryota; Apicomplexa; Conoidasida; Eucoccidiorida; Eimeriidae. The record is from RefSeq and is a predicted model, not a curated record. The transcript is spliced from 6 exons. The coding region runs from base 1 to 3738 and encodes 1245 amino acids.
AUGGCAGCUUCGUCAGCAGCUGCUGCAGCGAGAGCAGCAGGAGCAGCAGAGAUAGCACGUCAAGCCGGAAGAACUGCUGGAGGAAGCGUUGCAGGUGCAACAGCAGUAGCAGCAACUGCAGCAGCAGCAAUAGUAGCAGUCGCAGCAGCAGCAACAGCAGCAGCCGGUGCAACCCAUCAAGGACACGAGGAGGCUGCCCUCACAAGAAUCGGUGGAGAGGAUUUUCGCUGCCAGCAGCAGCAAAGAGGCCCCCCUUCGUUGCGUGGGCCCCCUCCAAGAGCAGCGCAAGUUGAGGGUUUCCGUAGCAGCAGCACCACCACCACCAGGAGCGGCAGGCCUCAUAAUCGUGCAGCAGCAGCAGCAGAGUAUCCAACUGUACAUGAUAGGCCGCAUGAUGAUUCAACAGCCCCAAGUAUGGUAGUGUUUACAUCAAGUGGCAACAACAGCAGCAGCAGCAGUAGCAGCAGCAGUAGCAGCAGCAAUAAUUGGGGAUUUGCUUCUGUCCCACCCCAUAAGGCACUUCAAAUGCUACAUUUCCUACUAGCAGCAAAAGCACAAAUUGUUGUUAAAGGAGAGACACAGCAACUGCACUCUGCUGCUGAUGUGCUGCUGCAUGGUGCUCAACUUUUUCAAGAACUCCUUGAUUUCCAUACUAUGCUACAGGGAUCGGGAUCCGGAUCGGGAUCGGGAUCGGGGGAUCCUACAACAACAGGUCCACGGCAGGAUAGAUGGGAUCGAGAUCCUCAACAACAGCAGCAGCUACAACAACAGCAACAGCAGCAACAGCAGGAACAUGUUGUGCUGCUGCCGUCAGCAUCGGGACAUAAUGUACUAGCUAGAGAUACUUCUUCAGUGACCGCGGUAUCACCAGCACUAACUGCAGCAGCACCAACAGCAGCAACAGCAGGAAGGCCAACUAGCGAGAGAGGGGGGUCCCCUAGAACAGCAGCAGCAGCAGCAGCAGCAUGGGGAUUAUCUCCUAAAGGAGACCCACAGCUAACAUUAGAAGGCAGACGCAGCAGCUCGCUGCACCAGUUUGCUGCAGCAGAUGCAGCAACAGAGGAGACAAUGCAGCAAUUUGCUGCUGGUGGGGUUGGAGGAGGAUGGCGUACUGAUGUGCAGCACUUCCGCAGCAACAGGAGCAGCAACAACAUAAACAGCAACAAUAACAAUAAUAAUAUUAAUGGCAGCAGCAACAGCAGCAGCAGCAGCAGGGUCUAUCCUCCUCAUACAGAACAGCUGUCCUGGGAAUCGCAGCAAAGAGACACAGCAGCAGCAGCAGAGGAUCGAUCCCCAGCAGAGCUGCUGCUACCUCCACCAACCCCACAGUUCUCUGCUGCUUCUGCUGCACCUAGAGCAUCAGAAGCAGAUCUACCCACUACAGUUGCUGCUGCAACAGCAACAGCAGCAGCAGCAGACAGCGACAGAACAGACACACAACAGUGGCGUCUAGAGCCCAGCAGCUCCCUUGUAGACAUUCCGUAUAUCCAGCAGCAGCAACAACAGCAGCAGCAGCAGCAGAUGCGGCAGCAGUUGCAAGAGCAGCAAAUGCAAAUUCAACUCGUGCAGCAAAGCCGACAGCAACAGCUCCAACAGCAGCAGAUGCUGAGGCAGCAAGAACUGCAGCAGCAUUUACAGCAGCACAUACAGCAGCAGCAGCAGCAGCAUCAGUUUGCUGUUACUGACAAUCAAGCAGGCUCACAGGUGCUGCAGUGCUUAGAGGCAUCUGUCUCGUCUUUUCUGCCUGAAGCGCAGCUGCUGCAGGAGCUGCAGCGGCAGCAGCAGCAACUGCGGCUGCAAAGUGCUCAGCUGCAGGAACAGCAGCAACAGGAGCAGCAGCAACAACAGCAACAGCUGCAGCAACUACAGAGGAGGGGUGGAAGCUCCUUGCUGCUGCACAGCAGCACACAGAGUGGCAGCUCUAACUACUUUGCCCUCCCUACUGCUGCUGCGCUGCUGCAGACAGCAGCAGCAGACAUCGAGGCAGGAACAGAAGCAAGAGAGUAUACAAACAAUAACCAGAGCAACAGCCCCCCAUCUGCUGCUGCUUCUGCUGCUGCUGCUGCUGGGGGUGCAGUAGACUACGGAUCGCAUGCACUAGCUGCACCAGGACAGGGACAAGGGGCAUCUCUGUGGCGCCGCAGCAACAGCAGCAAAGACACGCCAAACCACAGCAGCAGCAGCACCAGCAGCUCGCGUCUCUUUACCUUUAACCCUGAGCAACUUGAGCAUGCUGGUCUCCCUGCUGUACCCUCGGGGGGGACCCCUAAACAUUCAGGGGCCCAGGGGCCCCCUAACUCCCUUCAAUCGUUUCGGGACACCCAAGGAUCUUCACGGGGGCCCCACACCUCGUUAGGGGGCCCCCAAAUGGGAUCUUUGGGGGGGGGUCCCAUGGGAUCUCUAGGGGAGCCCCCAGGAUCUUUUGGGGGCCCCUCAGGCUCUCUUGGGGGCCCCCAACAAGGCUCCUUAGCUGCCCUCCCAGGAUCGUUUGGGGGCCCCUCCCAAUCUUCGUCAGGUGGCCCCAUUGGGUCUUUUGGGGCCCCCCAACAAGGCUCUAUGGGGGGCUCCCUAGAGUCGCUUGGGGGACCCCAAGGGUCCUUGGGGAUUUCCCAGGUUUUCUCCUCAGGGGCCCCCUUGGGGACAACAGGAGGCCCGCAGAGAAGCUCCCAUGGGGUUACCUCCCAGGGGGGUAGUACCCUCCAUGGGGGCCCCUCUGGGGUCCCCCAGGGUACCCCUCCUAGGGGUUGGUCUGGUGGUGUCCCUGAGGACGUUGUUAGUGGGGCAUCCGAACAGCAGACAACAGAAGGGGUACUGCAGCAGAGCAACUCUUUUAUAGGUGUGGGGAGGCAGCAAGAAGAAGAAGAGUUUGGAUCUAGAGCAGCAGAGCUGGCGUCCUCAGGGCAGCAGCACCCGCAGCAGCAGCAGCAGCAGCACCAACAGCACCAGCCCCAGCACCAGCAGCAGGUGUUGCAUGGAGGGGCCUCAGAUGUGCAGCAGAGCUCGAGCAGCAGUCUCUUUGCUGCAACAAGACCUCAUUUUGCUGCUGUCUCCUCUAGGCCAAGACAAAGGAGACGCAGACACCGCAGUGGUUGCAGCAGCAGCAAGCACAUCAGCAGCAACAACUACGGCAGCAGCAACAACUACUACAGCAGCAGCAGCAGCAACUGGGAUCAGCCUGCAGAACGAGACUGCGCAUGCGGAGCUGGUACCGAUUCAAUAGAAGAUUUCCGUCUACCCCCACCUGCAACAAGCGCAGCAACACCAGCACCAGCAACAGCAGCAGACUGCAGCACAGAUGAGCAGCAAUAUAAUAGCAGAAGGGACAGAAGAAGAUUUGUUUCAGAAGCCCUCCAAUGUAGUGCGGGGCCCCCCAGGCGCUUAACAGUUGCUUCUCCCCCUUGGCAGUGCGAUGGCUACAGCAGCAUCAAUAGAGACUGCAGCACGCUCUCAGGAGACGUGCUGCUGCAGCAGCAACUGCAGCAGCAGCAGCAGCAGCAGGUGCUGCUGCAGCGAGGAGUCUUGACUAUUGAUCAUUUUCUCUACUUUCUUCGGCAUGAUGAUGCCGUCCUCUUCUUUCAAUCUUUCGACAGAGCCAAUCCUGAGUGUAUAACUCGAGGGGAAUUUGUUUGCGGAUUGAUGGAUGUCUACAGAAAACAACUCAAACUAAGACAUGCAGCCAGGUUGCAUGUGCCGAUAACAAGCAAAGCAAAUCGUUUAUUAAGUUACAUGAGGCGAUAA